Talaromyces amestolkiae is the source of this 2001-nucleotide messenger RNA. RefSeq lists its product as uncharacterized. The transcript has 3 exons. NCBI's taxonomy places the organism in Eukaryota, Fungi, Ascomycota, Eurotiomycetes, Eurotiales, Trichocomaceae. The record is from RefSeq and is a predicted model, not a curated record. Bases 1 to 2001 code for a protein of 666 amino acids.
AUGAUGGGAUUCGCAUCUUUCGCAAUGGUCGUGACCAUUGUCUGCCAGCAGAUACUUGGCGUUGCCUCGACCAGCGCACCAGGAGUCACUGUGUUGUUCGAGAAUGAUGGUAACUGGACUGCCCACGGCUCUCGGCCUAGUGCCUUGUUUGUCAACGUUCCAACCGACCAAGCCACAGCUGAAAACAUCUGUGCUACAUAUAAUGAGACAUUGUUACCCUGCGACUCAUUCAUCGACUUUCAAAACUCAUUCUCUUACCAAAAAUAUCUUGGUGCCAUCUCGUCCGAGCAGCUGUUUUGGUCAUCCUGCUCUAAAGCCACCCCAGUGACCUCUACAGGUUCUGUAGUAGAUGGGUCAUCGGAAAAAAAUUUUGCAUAUCUUUGCACCAACAGUGCACCGCUUGUGGAUAAAGUCGACACUGAUUUCUCUGUCUUCCCCAGAGUAAAUGCAUCCUACAACGGGACAACGUAUGAGGGCUUGCGUGAUCACAUGACGUUCAGGUUUGUAGGUAUACCUUUUGCCGAACCACCGACAGGAAAUCUGCGUUUCAAGAAUGCAGUAGCAUUGAAUACGACUUCGUAUGUGAAUGCUACAAAGUAUAGCCCAGCAUGUUUGCAGUACGGGUAUUUUGAUGGCAACUCUUACGGGCUUAGAAAGCCGGUGAUGGUUUGGUAUUAUGGCGGCGGGGACACGCAGGGCAGUGCUGCCGAUUCAACAUUCGAUGGCGCAUCGCUUACCUCUCGUGCCGACGUGGUUGUAGUGACCAUCAAUUAUCGGCUGAACAUCUUUGGCUCUCUAACCCUUGACGAUGGGGUGAUAAAUGGCAAUCAGAUGCUGACCGAUAAAAUUAUUGGUCUACGUUGGGUAAAGCAAAACAUCGCCGGUUUUGGUGGAAAUCCCGACAACAUAACCAUCUUCGGACAAUCUGCUGGGGGCGGCUCAGUAGUCAAUUUGAUAUCGGCAGCGACGACAUUUGGCGAGAAUCUGUUUCAAAAUGCUAUCAUACAGUCGGCAAAAUCUAACGUUGAAACAGCUGCAUCUGUUGUUGAUGCCGCAUUGCCUUACAUCAAUGCGUUGUGCCCCAACAGCACUGGAGUACAACGUCUGGAAUGCCUGCAAGCUUUMCCAGCCGAUGAAUUGCUGAACGUAACCAACUAUGCAACCGCGUGGUCACCAAGCGUUGAUGGCGUGAAUAUCAUAGACUUUCCUGCCGCACAAUGGGCACUCGGCCCUCAAUACAUCAAUUCCGUGAACGUCUUAUCUGGCAACAUGAUGGAAGAAUGGCAAGCUCUAGCCACGACAACACUCGCACCCAACAUGACAAACUUUACCGAAGCCGUUCUGUACAAUCUCACCAACGAUGGCGCAAUUAGUCAAGAUCAAGCGCAGCUCAUCCUCGAUUCUGGCAUGUGGCUCGUCACUAAUGAGACUGUAACCAAUGGCAGCGUUACAUACAACUCUGUGUACAAUGCAAGCGUGCACAUUGGCACUGAAGCAGCCCUAGUCUGCUCUGGUACCGUACUGUAUCAGAUCGCUGCCGCUUCGCGCGCUUUUAAGAGCCACUGGCAAUAUGCACAUCAACGCGGAUACGCUCUCAGCUACUACGAUUUCUAUGACAAAUGUACCUUUCCCGUGGGAGAGCCGGACACGCCGUACUACCGCUGCCACAGCAGUGACCUAUAUGAAGUAUUUGGCACGUACUACCUUUUUGACCAGCCGAUUCGCGCACCGGAGGACGUCUACUAUACGAAUGCAAUACAGGACAUUUGGGGCUGGUUCGCGAGAACGGGAAGUCCAAUCGUGGAUCCUGCGUAUCUCGAGGCAAGGAAUUAUACUUCGACAGAGACGUUCUUUGAUGGGUUUCAUUGGCCGCAGUUCACGGCCUCGAGUCAGAAGCUUGCAGCGUUUCAGUGGCCAGUGCCUGAGAUCACGCCCCUGUUGUAUCAGGAUCAUUGCGAUUUGCUGGAAAAGUAUCAGACAUAUCCGGGUCUCACAUAUUAA